Messenger RNA from Calidris pugnax (ruff), 1515 nucleotides. It is a transcript of the gene DNAJB2, whose product is annotated as DnaJ heat shock protein family (Hsp40) member B2. Gene Ontology annotation, molecular function: ATPase activator activity; Hsp70 protein binding. NCBI's taxonomy places the organism in Eukaryota, Metazoa, Chordata, Aves, Charadriiformes, Scolopacidae. Gene Ontology annotation, cellular component: cytosol; endoplasmic reticulum membrane. The record is from RefSeq and is a predicted model, not a curated record. The coding region runs from base 148 to 1158 and encodes 336 amino acids. The transcript is spliced from 9 exons. Gene Ontology annotation, biological process: positive regulation of proteasomal ubiquitin-dependent protein catabolic process; protein refolding.
ACCGACCGGGCAGCUGACUCGGCAGGAGGCCGGGGACAAGCCGGGGCCCGGGGGCUACCCCCGGGGCGGGUGGGUGGCCGUGCCCCUGUGCGCUGCGCCGCUGCGGGGGGGCAGCGACCGAGUGACCCCACGGGACAGCCGCACGUCAUGGUGGACUACUACGAAGCGCUGGGGGUGAGCCGCAAUGCCACCGCCGAGGACAUCAAGAAGGCGUACAGGAAGGCUGCGCUGAAAUGGCACCCGGAUAAAAACCCAGACAACAAGGAGUACGCCGAGCAGAGGUUCAAGGAGAUCGCCGAGGCGUACGAAGUGCUGUCGGACAAGCAGAAACGUGAUGUCUAUGACCGUUACGGCAAGGAUGGACUCAUGGGGGCAGGACCGGGGGGUUCCAGGGCCGAUGCCGGGGCACCUGAAUUCACCUUCACCUUCCGCAGCGCUCACGACGUCUUCCGGGAGUUCUUUGGUGGGCGAGACCCCUUCACUGACCUCUUUGAUGAGAUGCUGCCCUUCUCCGAGCUGCGAGGACCUGGUCCACGGCACCACAGGGGAGGCCACUUCUUUUCCCCCUUCCCAGGAUCCUCAGAUUUCUUCGCCUCGUCCUUCAGCUCCGGUGCCGACGCAGGGCUGGGCUUCCGCUCCGUCUCCACUUCCACCACCUUCGUUAAUGGCAAGCGUAUCACCACCAAGCGUAUUAUCGAGAACGGGCGGGAGCGGGUGGAAGUGGAGGAGGACGGGGAGCUGAAGUCGAUCCACAUUGAUGGUGUUCCUGACGACAUGGCGCUGGGGCUGGAGCUGAGCCGGCGGGAGCAGCAAGCCUUCCCCAGCCCACGGCGCCCCUCGCCCCCGCCGACCGCCCCGCACCGGCCCCCGAGCUCCUCACCCGUCUGCCUCUACACGGACAGCGAGGACGAGGACGAGGACUUGCAGCUGGCCAUGGCCUACAGCCUCUCCGAGAUGGAGGCCGCGGGGCACCACCAAGCAGGUGGGCAUGGCCCCAGUGCCCCGCCGGCACCGGGGGGCAGCCCUGGCACCCCAUCCUCUGCCCGCAGAGCCCGCGGUCCCCGGGGGAGCUCGGAGCCGCUGGGGGCCAGCAGCCCCGCCACAGUGGGGCAUGAACCUGCCCCCAAAUCAAAGCAGUGGCACUGCCCCCUUCUCUGAGCUCGGGGCUGGGGUUGUGCCCGCUCUGAUGUGGGGCAGGGAGAGAAAAGGGGGGCUAGGGGCUCUCUGCCUGGGGCCCCUGCCUCCCCAGUCAAGGGAGGGGAGUCUCUCCUGCCCUACCUCCUUGCUCAGGUGGGUGGGUGGCUGGUGGCACCCCGAGGUGGGGGGCGCUGGCAGAGUUGGGGUUUGUGGCUGGAAAAGGGGCCCUUGGUGGGGUCCUGGGAAGAGGGGCAGCUUCCUGCCCUGGCUCCUGGAAGCGUGGGGUGCUUGCGGGCAGGCAUGACCCGGCUCUGCCUGCUCCGCUCUCCCUGCCUGCCUGGCAGACUGGCAGGGGCUCCAGCCGGGGACCCCCCCCCC